AUGACUCGCAUUACGCCAACUAUUAAAAGAACCUUUCCACUUCUUCUUUUGUUCAUAUUAUUCUGUUUUAAUAAUGUUCAAGCAAAUUUACAUCAGGACACAAUUUUUGUUAGUGACACUCAAACCGGUCUCAGUAAUAUAGAAAAAGGUAAAUCUGUUGAAAUUACUGCUGAAAAAGUUGAUAAAACACCAAGUCUAGAAAGUAGCGCCAAAGGAAUUCUUUUCACUGUUGAUAACCCAUGCUCAGACUUUACAACAAUCAUACCUUCAAAUAUACCUUCUAAAUUAAUCAACCAAGCAAUAGCAGUUAUCAAACGCAGUGCCGCCUGUCCAGAUCUACAACAAUUUGUUAAUGUACAAAAAUUUGGUGCAAUUGGAGCAAUUGUAUAUGAUGCUGCUGCUACAUCUUCAGAUAUCGUCAUUGAUGAUACAAUUAAAAUUCCAUUCUAUAAAGUUGACCGUGAAUCAGGAGAAAAUUUAUCCAGUACUGUUACGACAUUGGCAAAAGAACCUGCAACUGAUAAAGGAUUUAGAAUGAUUCGUAUUAUAAUCGACGCAUCGUCACAAGGCGGUUUUGGCAGUGGUUGGCAAAUCGCAAUCAUUGUAAUUGGUUCUUUACUUGCUAUUUCAUUUUUGAUAUCAGUUUUGAUUCAUUGUCGCUUAUAUCAACUUCGUCGCUAUGAACGUGAUGCAAUGAUGGCUCAACAUGAAUCAAAUAUUUCUAGUAAAUUAGAUUCAUUCAAAUUAGAAUCAUCAGUAGUCAAAUCAUUCCCUACAAUUUCCUAUUCAAAAGACCUCCAUACCAAAAAGAGCGACUCAAAAACUGAAUCAACUCCUGGAAGUGUUCGUAGAUUAUCACUGUUAACAGAAGACGGUUCCUCCAAUGAUGUAUGUCCUAUUUGUUUGGAAGACUUUACUGAAGGUGAAACAUUAAGACAAUUACCAUCUUGCUCCCAUUUGUAUCAUGUAGACUGCGUUGAUGCUACACCACCAGAAAUUGCACAAAAGCGUGAAAAGAGAUUUGUGAAAACUGUAGAAGUUCAUUCCAGACUCGACAAUAUUUACCACAAUUCAAAUAAUCGUCGUCGUAGCACAAAUGAAAGCAACCCUUCAAAAUUAACUAGCUUCUUAGAAUUUUGUGGUUAUGGUGCUUCCACACAACGUGAAUCACAAUCACGUACUCGUCCAACUGGCAGCAAUCUCUUUGCCAUUCAAGAUGUCCCACCUGUUGCUUUUAGAUCCAGUCGGUCUGAAAAUCGAACUAAUAGUUUUGACAAUUUAAAUCCAUUUACAGCAUAA
Molecule: messenger RNA, 1299 nt
Organism: Entrophospora sp. SA101
Lineage: Eukaryota; Fungi; Glomeromycota; Glomeromycetes; Entrophosporales; Entrophosporaceae
Source: the annotation of a GenBank genome assembly